AUUUGACGACAAAUUAUCGUUUGACUAUUGUUUGAGUGAUUGUGUGACUGAAGAUGUCUUUGAAUCAGACCAACGAUCAGACCGAAGAGGACGCGACUGAACUGCAGUUCCCCAAAGAGUUUGAGAAGGCGGAGACACUACUGAUCUCAGAGGUGGACAUGUUGUUAGAGCACCGGAAGGCACAGAACGAGUCGGCAGAGGAGGAACAGGAGCUGUCGGAGGUGUUUAUGAAGACGCUGUCCUAUUGUCAGCGAUUCAGUCGCUAUAAGAAUCGCGAGACCAUCGCAGCCGUGAGGAGUCUGUUGACGCAGAAGAAGCUCCAUAAGUAUGAGUUGUCUCAGUUGGCUAACCUUUGCCCCGAAACGCCCGAUGAGGCCAAGGCUCUCAUUCCCAGUCUCGAGGGCCGCUUUCAAGACGAGGAACUGAGACAUAUUCUGGACGACAUUCAGACUCAAAGAAGUCUUCAGUACUAACAGAGGCGGCGGUGCUUCACAACCAACUCAUCAAUGCUUUCCUUAUAUUU
Molecule: messenger RNA, 523 nt
Organism: Oppiella nova
Lineage: Eukaryota; Metazoa; Arthropoda; Arachnida; Sarcoptiformes; Oppiidae
Source: the annotation of a GenBank genome assembly